GCAAAGCGUUGAAGAGAGAAGAAGAAGAAGUAAAAAAAAAAAACAAAUCCCAAAGUAUCAAUUUAUUUCUAUUUUGGCCGUUAAGAUUCUAUUUGUGAUCAUUUAACACCCUGAAGAGUUCACACCCGCCAUGUGUGGAGGAGCUAUUAUCUCCGAUUUCAUUCCACCGCCGAGGUCUCGCCGUGUUACCAGCGAGUUUAUCUGGCCGGAUCUGAAGAAGAGUGCGAAAGCAGCGAAGAAAAUCUCCAAGAAGCGUUCGAACUUCUUCGAUCUUGACGAUGAGUUCGAGGCUGAUUUCCAUGGUUUCAAAGAUGAUUCUUUUAUCGAUUGCGAUGAUGAUGAUGAUUUCGAUGUCGGUGAUGUUUUCGCCGACGUGAAACCAUUUGUUUUCGGUUCGACUCCGAAACCCGCCGUCUCCUCCGCUCCUACCGCCGCCGAAGGUUCAGCUUUUGGGAAGAAGGUUGCUGGUGGGGAAGCUGAGAAAUCUGGAAAGAGGAAGAGGAAGAAUCAGUAUAGAGGGAUAAGGCAACGUCCUUGGGGCAAAUGGGCUGCUGAGAUCCGUGAUCCAAGAAAAGGUGCUAGAAUUUGGCUUGGAACGUUCAAGACAGCUGAGGAAGCUGCAAGAGCUUACGAUGCUGCUGCACGCAGAAUCCGUGGAUCUAAAGCUAAGGUUAAUUUCCCUGAGGAGAACCCUCAGAAACGCUCUGCUGCCAAGGCUAGUCUUCAGAAACCUGUGGCUAAACCUAACCCAAACCCAAGUCCAGCUUUGGUUCACAACCCAAACAACAACUCCUUUGAGGAUAUGUGUUUCGUGGAGGAGAAACACCAAGUGAACAACAACAACAACAACAAUCAGUUUGGCUUAGCGAACUCCAUUGAUGCUGGAUGUAAUGGUUAUCAGUAUUUCAGCUCAGACCAGGGUAGUAAUUCGUUCGAUUGUUCCGAGUUUGGUUGGAGCGAUCAAGCUCCAAUUACUCCUGACAUUUCUUCUGCCCUUAUCAACAACAACAACAGCCCAGCUCUAUUCUUUGAAGAAGCCAAUCCAGCUAAGAAGCUCAAGUCCAUGGAUUUUGAGACACCGUGCAACAACAACAUUGAGUGGGACGCCUCGCUGGAUUUCCUCAACGAGGAUGCUGUAGCGACUCAGGACAAUGGUGCAAACCCUAUGGAUCUGUGGAGCAUCGAUGAGAUUCAUUCCAUGAUUGGAGGAGUCUUCUGAAGAGAUCCAUUCUCAUGUAUAUAAAGCUGCAUGUUAGUGAGUUUCCCGCAUCGUUAUCAACUUCCAAAACUUUCUAAUCUUCUGCUGUCUCUGUCUCUCUCAGGAGUUGCUGUCUGAAAGCUAGUUUGCAUUGCAAGAGCCAAGAGCCUCUCUAUCUUGUGGGUGUGAUGAAGUUAAGUAGAACUUAAUUAGGGGUUGUGUUGUGGUAGUUUUUGUUUUAUAAUAUUCUGAACUAUUCAGUGAAUCUUUGAAUUCGUUUGUGUUACUUUGUACACCCCAAAACUUCUUUAAAGUUCGUCAUCAUAUCAUGUUUGAACCUCUGAUCUCUGUUUAAUCAAAUAAUCUUCUGUGCUA
Messenger RNA from Camelina sativa (false flax), 1573 nucleotides. The record is from RefSeq and is a predicted model, not a curated record. Lineage: Eukaryota; Viridiplantae; Streptophyta; Magnoliopsida; Brassicales; Brassicaceae.